Amphibalanus amphitrite is the source of this 1185-nucleotide messenger RNA. RefSeq names its product coiled-coil domain-containing protein 12-like. Bases 289 to 777 code for a protein of 162 amino acids. The record is from RefSeq and is a predicted model, not a curated record. Gene Ontology annotation, cellular component: post-mRNA release spliceosomal complex; U2-type spliceosomal complex. The transcript is spliced from 4 exons. NCBI's taxonomy places the organism in Eukaryota, Metazoa, Arthropoda, Thecostraca, Balanomorpha, Balanidae.
CGUAGUGUAACAGAAGAUUAAGCAUGUUCAGAAACUUUCCCACGAAUAUGAAAUAUCCCAAUCGGUUUAUCAAAUUUCCCGUUUUUCGUUUAGAUAAAAAAGCAAGUGUAAUGAGUGAAAGUUUGUCUAUAUUGUGCUUUUUUGAUACAUGAAUAAGUAGGCACACAGCCUGCAAAGUAUGCCAGGAAAGUGGACAACCUGCAUCAGAAAUCACAAAUGAAAUGAGUUGAAAGUUUCCUGUUUCACCGGUCAACACUUCCGAUUCUGCACUCAUUUUGCAAUAUCAAAAUGGGUGUCAGUGAUGAAAAGGUUGGGAGCUUGGAAGAUGAGGCUAGGAAAAGAAGGGAACGACUUGCUUCGCUGAAGAGACGUCGUGAAGAGCGUGAAAAGGGAGGAGGAGACAAAGCUGAUGGCAGGAAAGAGGCACUGCCAAAGCCAGUGUUCCGCAGCUACCGACCGGCUGACGAGAAGCUGAAGGAAGCUGUUCUGCCGGACGCCGAGCCGAGCAGCGUGGAGGCGCUGCUCGGGGACACCGCCGCCGCCGCCGACUCGGCCUCCUCCAAACCGGAUGAAGUCGACAUCGCGCAGCUGGCGCCGCGGAAGCCCGACUGGGACCUGAAGCGUGACCUGGCGCCGCGGCUGGAGCGGCUCGAGAGGCGCACGCAGCGCGCCAUCGCCGAGCUGAUCCGCCAGCGGCUGCGGCGCGACCAGCGGCCCGACGAUCUGGUGGACGCCGUGCACGCGGCAGCUGCCGACGGCGACGACGAUGACGAGUAGAGGGGCGGGGAGUAGCGGGAACGAUCAGGAGGUCGGCGUGCCGCUAGCAUGUGCGCUGUAGUGGUGGGAAGCGAAGGUUGCCACUUCACAGCGCGGUCAGCGGUGGUUGGGGAGAGGCGCGCCGUGUGAAUAUUCAUCGGCUCCAGACGGAGCACAAAGUGGCGCUGACUGCUGAGCCACGAUACUGUUCGGAAUAUGCAUCUCACCGUUACAUGUGUUGCGCGUUUGUGGCUCUCCCCUGUGCAAGUUGUUCGGGCACGACGAUCUUGGGAGGGUUUUGUACUGUGAAGUAGUCGCUCACUCCAAUGGGUCAUAUACAUCGGCUCCCGGAUUCCAAGAUACCGAUCGAUUUGUGUGCAUUGUCAUCAUCAUGGUUCGUGAAAAUAAUAAUAUGCAUCCGACACUGUA